Molecule: messenger RNA, 1788 nt
Organism: Brugia malayi
Lineage: Eukaryota; Metazoa; Nematoda; Chromadorea; Rhabditida; Onchocercidae
Exons: 11
Coding region: 1-1788 (595 amino acids)
Biological process (GO): protein ubiquitination
Molecular function (GO): ubiquitin protein ligase activity
Source: RefSeq, a predicted model, not a curated record
AUGACUAAAACUGCUAGUGUUACUAAUGUCGAAAAGGAUAGAUUUUCUAUACGUUGUGAAAUUUGUUUUCAACCAUUUCACAUCAGAAAAAGACUACCAAAGCUGUUACCUUGUGAGCACAACUUUUGUGAGCAAUGCAUUUUCUCGCUUUGUUGUCAUCAGCAGUAUUAUUUAUUGGAUUCAAUUAACUGUCCCACGUGCCGUACCGAAUUCAAUACCUCAGCAGCCCUUGCUGCUACUACUAACUAUCGUUUAUGCCAAUUAUUGGAGACAGUACAACAGCAGCAAGUGGGAACCACGAAUGAUGCUAAUAUAACUGUCAUUCAUGUCUCUGACAAUAACUGUUCAACAAGAAACAGGUCAGCCAGACUACACUCCUGGCAACGAAAUCCGAGAUCACUUUCUAAUCCCAAAAGAUGUCAACUGAUGCAAUGUACUGAUUGUUCUCGAAAAAUGAAUGAGAAGAAAUGUCGAAAAGAAGUUCGAUUUUGUGAAGGCUGUUUUAACACUAAAAAAGAUGACGACGAUUGCUUGCGUGUGAUAUGUCUAAAAUGUUGUGUAGAUCGACACAAUGGUCACAAAUUGGUAACUCUGAGUGAGCUCGAAAAUGAACAUCAAAAACUAAUUAAUGACCUGCGUAGUUUACAACAAAGCAUUCAGAAAACAAACAAAUGGAUAGAAAUCAGUUUAAAAGUACUCACUGAAGAUUCUAUGAUAUCUGCAACAGAUUGUAUUGCAUUGUGUAAGGCUAAACAAAACCUUCGGAAUGAAUGUGAAGCUGAUAUGAGAUUUGCCCUGUCAGUUUUAGAAAACGCUGGCACAACACCGUUGUCGCCUACAGCUCUGCAGAGAAUGAGGCAGCAUCAAUAUCACAACAGCGCCAGAUUGCAUAAAUUAUUACAUUUUAUUGAGAAAUUUAACCAAUCAAUCAAAGAACGUUAUAAUCGAAGCAUUAAAGUGGGCACUUCAAUGUCCCACUCGUCACUUCCUUCUCUGGACCGUCAAACACGUAUCACACUCUGCAAUAGCACUUCCGAUGAUCGGUCAGCGGCAGAAGCAAUUGCAGCGGUGUUGGUAGUUGCUUUCGAUCGUAAGUCGUACAACGGAAGUGAAAAAAGAAUGGAAGUAGUAGAAGAAGCCAUGAGAGCAGUGGGCAAGAAAAACUCAACAAAAGCGGUACGACGUGCAGCUCUGCUAUGUUGCGCAAAACAACUGCGCGAAUUCAUCGAUGAUGAGAGCAUCAGUAAGCAAUCAAUACUUCUUUAUAUCGAUGCAUAUUUGCACAUAUUUUACCAGCUAAAUCUUCUGGUGUCAUCCCAGGAAAAUAGUCAGGACACAACAGCAGUAACACGAUGGGACAUUUGGAAACUGAUACAAGUGAUAUAUAGUGAUCUGAUGAGAUGUGCAGCCAAGCAUUGGGAGAGUGACGAAAGUGAACGAGUGGACUUGAUAGAUGAUUUGGCUUUUCUCUGCUUCCUCUAUUCAGAUGUAAGCGACGAAGCAAUGAUCACCAUUUGCAUGAUUGAAGCUGCUCGUGCUCGAACUGCAGCUGCAGCCGCUAUUUCCCCUGUCACUUGGGAGAAAUUAAACGAAGUUGAGGAUGAGGGACAACUAACAAUGAAUAUUAGACUUAAUCUAAUCGAUGAACACCUACUUGAAUGUCGGCGAGUACAAAAGCUUCAACGGUUACAUACAACUACCAUUACAAGGCAUCGGAAUUGUCUUCGUCAGCAGUCGUUGAAGGGACUAUGGAAACUUCUUUCUACAUGUUUCGACAAGUCUUCAUAA